CGUUCCGGGAUCACAUCUCCGCACAUGCGUAAUACCAGAGCAUCCAUAUUUCCCGGCACUUUGUUGUGCAGACUCGGAGGUUGUAUUUCGGACUAGAACAUCCAGCAGGCUGGCGGAGAUAAAGGAGAAAAGGCGUCCAGGACCAGGGGAUGCUGGUGAGGAUGAUGAUGGCGAGGAAGAAGAAGAAUACACUGUAGAGAAAGUUGUAGAUGUCCGAAUGAAGUCUGGCAAGAGAGAGUAUCUCCUCAAAUGGAAAGGAUAUCCAGAUUCAGAAAACACCUGGGAACCAGAAGAAAAUCUUGAUUGUCCAGACUUGAUAGCAGAUUAUGAAGACAAAAGGAAAAAAAGGGAACAAGAAAAGAAGAGAAAAACAGCUAAUGGAAUGGAAGAUGGAUCAACAAAGAAAAAGAAAAAAGUUACUGAAGUAAAAACAACAGAAGAAGACAACAAACCCAGAGGAUUUGACCGUGGACUGCAGCCAGAGCGUAUUAUUGGUGCUACAGAUAGUUCCGGGGAAUUAAUGUUUUUAAUGAAAUGGAAAGACAGUGAUGAGGCAGACUUGGUGCCUGCAAGACAAGCCAAUGUUAAAUGUCCACAGAUUGUUAUUGCAUUUUAUGAAGAGAGGCUCACCUGGCACACACACAAUGAUAACGAGGAAGACGAGAGUAAAGAAGAAAGUGCAAAGUCAUAAACUUGGGGUGAUUAGGGGGUAGGGUGGGAGGGGAGGGGACAGGAAGAGUUUGUAUAACCAAGUCUAAUGGGGAUGUAAGUUGCACAUUUGAUGUUUAGAUAUGCAGAGGAAAUCAAUGUUUGGAUAAGAUGUCAGAAUGUGAUAGUGCUUUUAUGAUGAAAGAGAAUUCCAAUAGAAAUAUUGCUAUGUAAUAUCAAUUAUUUUCAGUAUCUUUCACAAAAACAACCUUUCCCUCCUUUAGAUUCUGGUUCUGUGCUGGAGAAUUUAACAGUGACACACUUAUUCCUGUGCAAUGAAUACCCAUCAGACUUGGUUGUAGUUCUUGGAUGGUUGCAUCGUUUUAGGACUUGUUUUUGUAACAUUUCAUGCUGCAUCAUUUUCCUUUUUAUCAUUCAAUUGUCUGUUCAUUGAUUGUCACGUAAUUCACAUGCAAGAGAUGUCAUUUAUAGAUCAAUGUCUGCCGAACAUAUAAUGGAUAUUGUGUGUAGUCUUUACAUAUUCAAUCAAUAUUUUCUUGACUGCCUGGCAGUGGUUAGAUGCCAUAGUUUGAUGACCCUUCUUGCAUGUCAUUAAGGUUCUCUGAUAAGCCUUUAAAGCCCAGGAUGGAACAAAGGAUUCUGCUUCAUCAGUAUUAUCUUUAGUCUGUCUGAACAUUCUGUGCAAGAAGUGCCAUUAAUUGAACUCUUUGUUCUUUUCACUGGUAAUGUAUUGACUGUUUGCAUUACUUUUGGGAAAUAGUUGAUAGGAGCAUAUUGUUCAUUUGAAACACCUGGUCCAAAGGACUGGUGAGCUUAAGCCAUGACCUGGUGUCCGUCCGUCAGCUUUUCCUAAAAAUAAUUACUAAUGAACAACUUCAACCAUAUUUGGUCUGAAGCAUGCUUGUUUGAAGGGAAACCAAUUUUUGUUAUAAAAUAGUGGGUCUGAGGAGGUGGUCCUAUAAAGGAAAACAAUUGGUUGUUGAUGUCAGUUCUUUUCAACUGAAUUUGCUUCAAAUACUAAUAAUUUGGAGUUUUGUAUACCUCUAUACUAAGCAUCAUAGGAGUCACAAAGGGUUUGGGCAGUGGUGGCCAAGUGGUUAAAAGUAUCCUCCACCUCUGGGUUGUGACUUCGAAGCCCACAUGGGGCAGUUGUCUGGUACUGACCAUAGGCCAGUGGUUUCUUCUGGGUACUCCGGCUUUCCUCCACCUCCAAAACCUGGCAUGUCCUUAAAUAACCCUGACUGUUAAUAGGACAUUAAACUAAACUCAAAGUGGUUCACAAAUUAUUAUCCAUUGUUAUUAGGCCUUGGGCAACCAGUCAGUGUCUUACUGAACUUCCUUCAGAUGAUACAUUGGGAACUGCUAAUUUGCCUUGAAUUUUCUUUGCAACCAGAAAGCUAAAUGUAAUUAAAGGGGUGUUUACUACAAAUGAUAGAUGUUACCAAGAGGCAGAUUCUAAAAUGGGAAAAUGAUUAGAAUACUACAUCUAGUGCUUGCCAAAAUCACUUUAAUAUCCAGGUGAGCGAUGCAGGCCCCAUGUAUGCCUCUUGUUUAUGAUGUGUAAUAGGUCGGUCUAUAGCUAUCAAGUGUGCUUGUAAAAUAUAUUAACUGUUCUUUGUCAUACAAAAUCCAUUUUUGACGGUGGGAUCUUUUCUCUCUCUUUGGGAAUAAUUUCUUCAACAAAACAAUCAAAGAAUUUCAAUAAGAGCAAAUGUCAACAUUAUUUUCACAUUAAUUGGAGUGGGAUUUCAGAAAACAAUUUUUCAAAGGCACAUUUUUUGGAUGUUUCAAAGUAACGCCUGCAUUAAAAUUAAAAUAGGGUCUUAUUUGCACUGCAUAUUGCUUAAAAUAGAGUAAACAUGAAGAGCUAUGUACAUGUAUAUAACACACAUAGAAAACUUUUUAAAAUGUGACAAGAACCUUUUCAGGCAGUAAAAGUAUUUUGGGUUUUGUGCCAUAAUUGUAAACAUGUAUAUAAGUACUUUUUGAUUUUUUGUUUUUAUUUCAUUUUUAGAUCUGUAUCGUGUCAUAGAAAAUGUUGAGAAAAAAUUGCUUUUAAUUAUGAGGAUUCAUAAUGAGACAAGUUUUUGAUACAUCUUGGUUGUCUAAAUAAGUUCAGCAUUCCACAUGGUUAAUUUGCAUGACUUGAUCAUGUUCUGUUCAGUGAAAUGGUAUGUUUUAGAUGUGAUCAGGGUUUGCACUCGGUAUUUAAUAAAUGGGGUAACUCUGUUCAAUCAAACCUAUUAUUUUCUAUACUCCAAAAAGGCUACUGGGAUAACUGUUGAACAAAUUCUCGGCUCGUAUGCCCGCAAUUUUGUUUUUGUGGAGUUGCAGUAAUUGGCUGAUUUCAACCCUGAAGUUGUCAUCAUCUUAGCUUGUGACUGUAAAGAUAUUUUCAAUUUGUAUUUGGAAAAUGAAAAUUUUAUCUUUCAGGUUUUUACCUUUCGGUGUUGCAGCUUAUUUAGACUAUUCAAACUUCAUUUCACAUGAUAUUUAGAUAUUAAGAUGUUGUCCUUAACGAUGUAAUGGCAUUAAAUAUUCAUUAAGAUGCUGUUUGUACAUAAUCAUUUACAAUAUCAAAAUAGCUAUUGUUUGUCAACAUUGGUAUUGAGCAACUGUCACAAGGCAACGGACCAUGCUUCAAGUAUUAAAUUGAAAAUGCAAAAGUAGGGCUUUUAAAGCCAGUUUAUCCUUGUUAGAGUAGUAAAGCAUGGUCAGCUUGCUGAUAAGGGGGGGGGGGGGGGGGGGGGGGGGGCUGGUUAUGCAUAUGAUUAUGUUAACAAAUUGCACCAUCAUGAUCAAUUAACCAGAGAUUAAUUGUAACCUAACUUUUGGAAUUUUUUUUUAACUCGGAAAAAUAUACCAAAAAUCAAAUAGUUAUAUCAUGUCCUGGCUUACAAAAUCGUAUCCAAAUGUUGUACCAUAAAGUUUGUGUGGAGAGAUGACUGAUUUUCUAAAUAGCACAUUGUAUAAAUCAUCGAGUAAGGUUUGGGCAGCUGUAUCAAGCAUUUUGUUCAAACAAGAACGGAACUCAUUUCAUGUGAUGUAGUAGUCAUUUUAUUGAUGUUUUUGAAUAAAAAUGUCAUGCAAUACGA
Messenger RNA from Pecten maximus, 3764 nucleotides. RefSeq names its product chromobox protein homolog 1-like. Gene Ontology annotation, biological process: chromatin organization; negative regulation of transcription by RNA polymerase II. Gene Ontology annotation, cellular component: nucleus; pericentric heterochromatin. Lineage: Eukaryota; Metazoa; Mollusca; Bivalvia; Pectinida; Pectinidae. The coding region runs from base 218 to 691 and encodes 157 amino acids. Gene Ontology annotation, molecular function: chromatin binding. The record is from RefSeq and is a predicted model, not a curated record. The transcript is spliced from 5 exons.